AUGGUGGAAAAGUCGACAGGAGGCCGACCAUCAAGAGGAAAGUCCGCAACAGAAGCCCGGGGUGGAAUGAGUCCCCUAAAUACAGGCUUGGAAACGUCGGAGACUCGGGCGGCUGUGCGGGCCCCACGUAGGAGUCUAGACGGGAUCACACCGCCGGCGAGUACGGUAGGUAAUCCUUCAUUGGACGACACCACUCGGGGACUCACCGAAAAUUUGAUUUCAUCCCAGUUAACAAACUUCUUUGCCAGUAACGUUUCCUCGCAACCAUUUCCAGCGGUACAACCCCAGGUAAAUGGGGAGGAUAUGACUCGUAUUCGGCCGGCGGGAAGUAGGCCGAGUCGUUUUGAUAAGUUUGUUGGUGAACGGCAACAAUCGAGUGUCAGGGAGGAGGACUUGGAUGAGUUAGAUUCAGUGAAAAUAUCUCGAGAGGAUUGCGUGAUACUUCUAGUAGCACCGAGAUGGCCACGUCAAUCUUGGUACCCUCAGCUGCUAGAGCUUCUGGCGGAUUACCCAAGAGAGCUUUCACUCAACGACAGGCUGCUGACUCAGCAAAGAGGCAAGCUAGUACAUCCGGAUCCAGGGAUGUUCCGAUUCACGGACGGAAAUCAAAAAGAGGCAUCAAAAGACUCCAUUGCACGAUGGAUUGUGUCGGUGGUGAAAUUUUGGUAUGAGUCAGCAAAUGAGGAGGGUGUUCGUCUGGCCAGGGCUCAUGAUACUCGCCGUCUGGCCACGUCCCGGGCACUCUUUUCUAAGGUGCCCAUCUCAGAAAUUGUGAAGGCAGCGCAUUGGGCGAAGGAAACCACCUUCACCUCUUUCUACUUGAAAGACAUUUGGAAACCGGAAGGCCAGUUUGCCAGGGCAGUCAUAUUGCAUAACAACUCAUACUUACCUGGUACAGGGGAUACCGUGAUCGACUCUGAUACCAGCAUGGAUUUCAUUGAUGUUGAUGUGUUGAAGAAGUCAGUUAGAAUGUUUGUCACCGGUCCCAGGAAACACAGCGUCACUAGGUUUGAAAUAGUGAAGUGUCUACUAGCAUCAGGGCUCCCGGGUGAAGAGAUAGUUUCUGUUUUCCGGUGUGAGGCUCCAAACACUUGGUUUGUUACCUUGCGGUCAGAGGUUUAUGUUGAUCGUGUUGUAGAGAAGGGUCCGAUGAAAGAGACAUACUUUUCUUUAGUCCCGGAACGGUGUGACCAACGUCGUUUGUCCAUCCGUGUGCAAUGGCUGCCAUCCUGGAUAUCCGAUGACGCCAUUGCGGAACAUUUUGACGGACAUUAUGGAAAAGUAGUCCAUGUUUCCAGAGAAACCACGACCAUUGGAGAAGUAAGACUGGAGACCGGAACCCGUGUCCUUACCCUUGUUAUUAGGGAAGGCGAUCAGGAUUUGAUCCCAUACAGAAGUAGAAUGUUCGGGAAGGUGGCCUUGAUUAUUGUUCCUGGGCGUCCUCCUAUCUGUCUUCGCUGCCAGCAAGUUGGACACGUUCGUUCGCAGUGUCCAGGACGACCUGAACAGACAACACGUAUAUCCUAUGCUGCCAAAGUCUCCCAGUCCACCGCUGCUGUACCGGAGAUGACCUUGCCGAGUGCUGCCGCAGAUUCCCCUCCAGCACCGGAGGAGGUCGUGUCAACGGAACCUUCGCAACGGCCAACGCAGGAUACUGCGAGCCCCUCGUCCGGAGGGAGCAGUGUUAACAACGCCCAAUCCACCAAGAGGUCAGGUCCUGAAGUUGACGAGGAGGGAUUCCAGAAGGCUUCAAAGAAGGGCAGGCAUUCCGCUUUCUCCCCUAUGGUUCUGUCCAAUGGUGACUUAGUCCCGGGACACAAGCUUCCAGAAUCUACAAUGGAUUAUCUCGAGGACAACCAGUCAGAAGAGAGCGAGGGUGAACUGGUAAUCGACGAGGGUCACCCUGGUUCGUGA
Ylistrum balloti is the source of this 1914-nucleotide messenger RNA. RefSeq lists its product as uncharacterized. The transcript has 4 exons. Gene Ontology annotation, molecular function: nucleic acid binding; zinc ion binding. The coding region runs from base 1 to 1914 and encodes 637 amino acids. The record is from RefSeq and is a predicted model, not a curated record. Lineage: Eukaryota; Metazoa; Mollusca; Bivalvia; Pectinida; Pectinidae.